Molecule: messenger RNA, 2160 nt
Organism: Nerophis lumbriciformis (worm pipefish)
Lineage: Eukaryota; Metazoa; Chordata; Actinopteri; Syngnathiformes; Syngnathidae
Source: RefSeq, a predicted model, not a curated record
AUGUAUGCCUCAGGUAAAUACAGCUCCCGGGGACCUGCUCUUAUCCCACGGAUGAAAACCAAGCACCGUAUAUACUACAUCACACUCUUUUCCGUGGUGUUGCUCGGCCUCAUUGCCACUGGGAUGUUUCAGUUCUGGCCCCACUCCAUAGAGUCCACAGCUGAAUGGACCGUAGACAAACGUAGCGUUCAUGAUGCUCCUUUGGUGCACCUCCCAGUCACAAGUCCUAUUCCGGAGAGGGGGGACCUCAGCUGUCGCAUGCACACGUGUUUCGACGUGUACAGAUGCGGCUACAACCCGAAGAAUCGAAUUAAGGUUUACAUCUACCCACUCCAGAGAUUUGUUGAUGAACUCGGGGUUCCGAUCAGCAGCACUGGACUUUCACGGGAAUAUAACGAUCUCCUCAGUGCCAUCUCGGACAGCGAUUUUUACACUGAUGAUGUCAACAGGGCUUGUCUUUAUGUUCCAUCGACUGAUGUCCUGAAUCAGAACUCCCUGCGAGUCAGGGAGACUGCUCAGGCCCUGGCAAUGCUUCCCAGGUGGAACAAGGGGAUGAAUCACCUACUCUUUAACAUGUUGCCAGGAGGUCCACCAGACUACAACACUGCUUUGGAUGUGCCCAGAGACAGAGCGCUCCUGGCUGGAGGUGGUUUCUCUACAUGGACUUACAGACAAGGUUACGAUGUCAGCAUCCCAGUUUACAGCCCACUCUCUGCUGAUGUUGAGCUGCCUGAGCGACAGCCUGGGCCUCGCCGUUACUUCAUCCUGUCAUCUCAAACAGCCAUUCACCGGGAGUACCGGGCUGAACUCGAACGCCUGAAAGAGGAAAAUGGCGAGGCUCUGCUCCUGUUGGACAAGUGUAGCAACCUCUCCCAGGGAGCUGCCGCUGCUCGAAAGCGCUGUUACAAAGGGCAGGUGUAUGAGUACCCGCAGAUCCUGCAGGAAUCUUCUUUUUGCGUGGUGCUGAGGGGUGCACGUUUGGGUCAAGCAGCUCUGAGUGAUGUUCUGCAAGCUGGUUGUGUUCCCGUCAUCCUCGCCGACUCCUACAUCCUUCCUUUUUCAGAAGUUCUUGACUGGAAAAGAGCUUCAGUGGUUAUUCCAGAGGAGAAGCUUUCAGAGAUGUACACCAUCUUAAAGAGUAUUCCGCAUAGACAAGUGGAGGAAAUGCAGAGACAGGCCCGCUGGUUCUGGGAAGCCUAUUUCAGCUCCAUGAAGGUCAUCGGCCUGACUACACUCCAGAUCAUCAAUGAUCGCAUCUACCCAUAUGCCGCGCGUACAUAUGAGCAGUGGAACAAUCCAACUGCUGUGAAGUGGUCCAGUGUGAACAGCCCUCUCUUCUUACCACUUAUUCCACCGAGAGCACCUGGGUUCACAGCAGUGGUGCUGACGUACGAUCGUGUCGAGAGUCUUUUCCGAGUCAUCACAGAAAUUUCCAAAGUUCCUAGCUUGGCUAAGCUCCUGGUGGUGUGGAAUAACCAGAACAAGAGUCCUCCUGAGGAAUCUCUUUGGCCGAAGAUCGGUGUGCCUCUCAAAGUUGUGCGCACGAAAGAGAACAAGCUCAGUAACCGCUUUUUCCCCUACGAUGAAAUCGAGACUGAAGCUGUUCUGGCCAUCGAUGACGACAUCAUCAUGUUGACAUCGGAUGAACUACAGUUUGGCUAUGAGGUAUGGAGGGAGUUCCCUGACAGGCUUGUGGGUUACCCGGGCCGUCUGCAUCUCUGGGACCAUGAGAUGGGAAAGUGGAAAUACGAGUCAGAGUGGACCAACGAGGUGUCCAUGGUCUUAACAGGCGCUGCUUUUUACCACAAGUACUUCAACUACUUGUAUACAUACAAGAUGCCAGGAGAUAUCAAGAACUGGGUGGAUGCACACAUGAACUGUGAAGACAUUGCCAUGAACUUUCUGGUGGCUAACAUUACUGGCAAAGCACCCAUAAAGGUGACCCCCAGGAAGAAGUUCAAGUGUCCUGAGUGCACUGCCAUUGAUGGGCUGUCCUUGGAUCAGACGCACAUGGUGGAGAGAUCUGAGUGCAUCAACAAGUUUGCUUCUGUUUUUGGCACCAUGCCACUGAAGGUGGUGGAGCACCGGGCCGAUCCAGUUCUCUACAAAGACGACUUUCCAGAGAAACUCAAGAGUUUUCCCAACAUUGGCAGCCUCUGA